AGGUCGCGUCAACAUUGUUUUUUUAGUAACGUGCUAUGUAUCUCUAGAGAGCAUGUUUUAUCUCUAAGCCAAUUUGACAUUAGAAAAACAUCUUACAAUCUAGUGCACAGCCUAUAAAGCCAGGAAUGCCAAGAGGCAAGCUACAAUAGAUAACAUGUCUGUGCAUAAAUCCAUAUUCAGACAUGGUCAUAACCUAAUCAUGGGCAGUUUACCGAGCAGAUACAGACAUCGAUUUGCUACUAACAGCCAGGAGCAUCUAGUAUUGUCAGAUGAAGCUGCAGAAAAUGACAUGUACACAGCAGUGGCUUUAUGCAACAUUCCACCAGACAGGAAUUCUGAAGAUACAAUAUAUAUUGGAGAGAGACUAAAUAUUAUAUCAGAAGAAGGUGACAUGUUGAGGGUUAGCUCCACAUCAACUGGCAUUGAGAGUUUUGUUCUUCGCAACUGUGUUUCCAAAGUGUAUAAUCGAUGGCUGUUUGAAGGGAUCACCAGGAGAAAUGCGGAAGAGCUUCUAAUGUUGCCCCAAAACCACACAGGAUCUUUUUUAAUUCGGAAAAGUCAGACGUGUCCGGGUUCCUACUCACUUUCAAUUCGACAAAAUGGUGGUCAUAGAUGCAACAUAAAGCACUACAGAAUCCUACAGCUCCACAAUGGCUGGUUCUGCAUCCAUCCAACCCAUCCCUUCUCCACACUAAACCAGCUGGUAGACUAUUAUUCACGUACUGCUAAUGGUAUAUUAUGCCGGCUGACUGAACCUUGCUUAUUUAGUGACAUGAACACAACUCCAGAGGCUAUAUCUUCACCUAUAGUAAUCCAGAGGCCUAAUCUUAACUGGAGAGAAGUCACUAGGUCAAUGAUCCAAAGGCAACCAAAGAGGACACAUGAGGAGAGUCUGGUCAGCGAAGGACUGCGAGAGACUGUUAAUGCAUAUAUUUAUUUCACAGAGGAAUCAUGCUCUGAGGACUGAAUGAUCUCAAACAAAGACCAGGCUUGUAAGACACAGAAGAAGAUAAGUAGCCUAAUAGACCUUAUGGGUUUAUUUAAUUCUUAGUCAUCCUCCAAGAGGAUCAUAGUGUUUUGUCCCAUGUUACAAGAACACCAAACUGUCAUUAAUUAAUAAACUAUUUGUUAAGGCAGGUGAGACAAAGCAAAGUAUCGUUUUACAUACUUUGUUUUAUUAGUUCUGUUUACCUGUUAUAUAGACCGUUUCAGCAGACAUGUGCGCGCCUGACCCCCAGUUAACUUCCGGUUUGUGUUUGGCUAGUGUCUAAUAAUAUAACUAUUUAUAUUUAAUUCAAUUUAUGUUAAUAUUAAUUAAUAUUAUUAUUUUAUUGUAUUAAAUAAACGAUUUGUUGAAUUUUGUUGUAUAUUAAUUUUAUUAAAUAAACAAUUUGUUGAAUGAGUCCUGCAGUUCGGUCGCAUUUAAACAAACCGUAUGGUACAUUGACAUCUAGCGGUCGAGAUUGGUAUCGCAGUCUAAAUAAAAAAUAAUGGAGAGACGGGAUUAGCCAAGUAACGGGUCUUCUCGGUUUCUUUUGAUUUUUAUCCGAAAUAAUCUACAGGCACUCUAUUGUUUGUGAAUGUGUACCGGAAGUUAAGGGGGUCACAAAAGUGCGUAGACGCAGUAACGUUUGUUUAUGUUAUAAUUCGGAAUAUUACUUGUUACAAGGUGAAUGUAACCAGUGUUGUUACCAAUAUUACCAUUCA
This is a messenger RNA of Triplophysa rosa, 1707 nucleotides long. It is a transcript of the gene sla2a, whose product is annotated as Src like adaptor 2a. The transcript has 8 exons. Bases 155 to 967 code for a protein of 270 amino acids. Lineage: Eukaryota; Metazoa; Chordata; Actinopteri; Cypriniformes; Nemacheilidae. The record is from RefSeq and is a predicted model, not a curated record.